Molecule: messenger RNA, 1573 nt
Organism: Cicer arietinum (chickpea)
Lineage: Eukaryota; Viridiplantae; Streptophyta; Magnoliopsida; Fabales; Fabaceae
Product: chlorophyll synthase, chloroplastic
Biological process (GO): chlorophyll biosynthetic process
Cellular component (GO): membrane
Molecular function (GO): chlorophyll synthetase activity
Source: RefSeq, a predicted model, not a curated record
UUGAUUAUUAUCACUACAACCAAAAACAUUGAUAACACAGGUCUUUUCAAGUGUGUGGCAUCUCUAACCUUGUUGUCUUCAAUGGCUUCCCUUAUUAACAUGCUUUCAGUUUCACCAAAAAUAUUAUCACCCACAACAACAACAAGAACCCCUUCACUUCAAACAAGACCCUUUUUGACACCUUUUUCUGCAUCAUUUACUAAGAGAAGAUUUACCAUUAGAGCAGCUGAAACUGAUGCAAAUGAAGCAGUUAAAUCUGAGGCACCAGAUAAGGCACCAGCUAAAAAUGGAUCAAGCUUCAAUCAGCUUCUUGGUAUUAAAGGAGCUUCUCUAGAAACUAAUAAAUGGAAGAUUCGUCUUCAACUUACAAAGCCUGUAACUUGGCCUCCAUUAGUGUGGGGUGUAGUUUGCGGCGCUGCUGCUUCUGGAAAUUUCCAUUGGAACUUUGAGGAUGUUGCUAAAUCUAUUUUGUGCAUGAUGAUGUCUGGCCCGUUCUUGACAGGAUAUACACAGACUCUAAAUGAUUGGUAUGACCGAGAAAUUGAUGCAAUAAACGAACCUUAUAGACCAAUUCCUUCUGGAGCAAUAUCCGAGAAUGAGGUAAUCACUCAAAUAUGGGUGCUGCUACUAGGAGGUCUUACCACGGCUGGUAUAUUAGAUAUAUUGGCAGGGCAUGAUUUCCCUAUAAUUUUUUACCUUGCAUUGGGUGGAUCCCUGCUGUCAUAUAUAUAUUCUGCACCUCCCUUAAAGUUAAAACAAAAUGGAUGGAUUGGAAACUUUGCCCUUGGAGCAAGUUACAUUAGUUUGCCAUGGUGGGCUGGUCAGGCUUUGUUUGGGACUCUUACACCAGACAUUAUUGUACUCACACUCCUAUACAGCAUAGCUGGAUUGGGAAUUGCCAUUGUAAAUGACUUCAAAAGUGUUGAAGGGGAUAGAGCUCUAGGACUUCAGUCUCUUCCUGUUGCUUUUGGUGCUGAAACUGCAAAAUGGAUAUGUGUUGGCGCUAUUGACAUUACACAAUUAUCUGUUGCUGGAUAUCUACUUGGGGCUGGUAAACCAUAUUAUGCAUUGGCUCUACUUGCCUUAAUAGCUCCACAAGUCAUAUUUCAGUUCAAGUAUUUCCUGAAGGACCCUGUGAAAUAUGAUGUUAAAUAUCAGGCUAGUGCACAACCAUUUUUGGUUCUUGGUCUGUUGGUUACUGCUCUAGCAACUAGCCACUGACAAAAAGAUGUUAAGGGAGUCACCAUUUAGAAGGAACUUCACAAAUUUGAGGCUUUUGUUAGUUGCCUUCAUUGAAGAUGUGUGCCAUAGUUUUUUAAUUUGUCACCCUGCAUACAGGGCUAUCAUCAAAGUUUGUACUUACUAUUUUUCUGUUUUUCCCUCUAGCUUUUGUUUUGUUCUGUCUUCUCUUAUCCACUUAAGUUUUUGAUAAUUUAUAAGUUAAGGUUGAGAAGAUUUAGGAAACUUUAAAAAGUGACUAAUUGUACAAAAUGUAUUGUAGACAUAUACAUUUACAAUUCCCUUUCAUGAUUUAAUAAAUAUAACCUUGAUUGCCUUUCAUGGUUUAUUGAUA